AUGACCAAGUCGGCCACCCACUCGCGCGCAUCGACAGCAGCCGGAACCGAUACAUCGGCGAGUCGGGUUCCAAACUCGAUCAGCGUCGUGGAAUACAAGCAAAUGCGAUUCUUGAUCUUUGAUGCUCCCUCAAACCGAACCUUGGAUGCCUAUUUGGCGGAAAUGGCCCGGCACAACGUCACGGACUUGGUUCGCGUCUGCGAUCCAACAUACGACCGAAAGAUUGUCGAGGGCAAGGGAAUCGCCGUCCACGACUGGCCGUUCCCAGACGGUGAUCCGCCGCCAGACUCGGUCAUCGAGAACUGGCUCUCGCUUGUGUACACCCGGUUCGGAGUCUUGAAGGAAAAGGGCAAAGACGGCGCCUGUCCUGGAACGCCCGCACCGGAAACGUCGAUUGCCGUUCACUGUGUAGCCGGACUGGGAAGAGCACCGAUCCUGGUCGCUAUGGCACUGAUUGAGGCCGGACUGGCCCCAUUGGACUCGGUCAUCUAUGUUCGCGAGAGGAGACGAGGGGCCAUCAAUGCGCGGCAACUCAAGUUUAUUGAAGGGUACAAGCGGCGGGGGCUUGGAAAGUCCAGCGGCAAAGAAAAAGGAUGUACGGUCUCGUAAGGCGACGAGAGGUACGAUAUCCGCAUACGGCCUUCCCUGAACACCCGCUUGCCACCCACAAGACAACGGACAGUCGCUGGUCGACGGAAGCAGACGUUGGAGCCGGCUGUUUGAUCGAUGUAGAAGCGACCUCAAUGAUUAGAGCCGGUCCUGGACGGUGGGCUGAGACAAGGACAAUUGGCAAGCGAGACGAUGAGGAUAGACAGCCGCAACGGUUUCCACUGGUGAUGUGUUGCUGCAAAGCGGCUCGGCUGCGGGCGACCUUGUCGCCGGCGGACUGGUCGGCCAUGUCAAUUUUACAGCGCUCACGAAGUGAAGCGGGAUACCCCGUGUCUGCGGCCGGUGACGGCGAUUUCGUUCUGAACCCUGAAUAUACAGUGAUGUCCAAGAG
Messenger RNA from Polychytrium aggregatum, 1000 nucleotides. Its product is annotated as protein-tyrosine phosphatase-like protein. The transcript is spliced from 5 exons. Lineage: Eukaryota; Fungi; Chytridiomycota; Chytridiomycetes; Polychytriales. Bases 1 to 609 code for a protein of 202 amino acids. Gene Ontology annotation, molecular function: phosphatase activity. The record is from RefSeq and is a predicted model, not a curated record. Gene Ontology annotation, biological process: dephosphorylation. Gene Ontology annotation, cellular component: nucleus.